UGAAUCCAAUGAAAUGUCUCCGAAUUUAUAUCGAUCGGUCGCCACAUAGCGAAAACAACAAUCAAAACACACUGAUAAAGUGACAAGCUACACACGAAAAAAGACUACAAAGUUUUCCACCGCGAAGAGGAAAGCAUAAGUAUAAUAAAUUUACACGGUGGUUCUAUGUGAAGCACAGGAAAGCCCUCACUAAUUAGACACCAUCCAAUUGCGUAUUAAAUCGCAUUAGCAAAGCAAUUCAUAAAAAAAAAUUUACCUUUCAUAUUCGGCUUGUUAUUGAUUGUAAACUAAAACAAAAUUUACCAAAUGUGAAUUCCGCGCAUUACCAUAUGGUCGGUCGUCCUCAUAGCGACAGAAAAGUGUCAUUUGUCUAAUUGUUGUUACUGCAAUCUAGUUUGCUACAUUUUUAAUGGCUAUGUGGAAAAUAAAUAUGUUAAAAUUAAGUGACUUGCACUGGUUUAUGUUGGUUUUAUGUUGUGUUUUCUUACAAUUGCACCGGAUUGAGUGUGUCCAUCAUGGAAACAUUGUCAAACGAAUGGAUAUUGCUUCAUGUCUUGGGAAAUUCGAUAUAAAAAAUGACAUGAUUAUUAAAACGGAAGAAUCGACGAAAUUAGGUGCAAAAUUUUUGGAGAGUGCUGACGCUUUGACCAAAGUCGAAUGUUUGCAUUUGUGCUGCGAAACCGAAAAUUGUGAUGUUUUUGUGUACGAAGAAAAGGGUCAAGGCGAGUGUUUCCUCUUCCAUUGUGGACCUGCACAGAAUUUCCGAUGUAAGUUUUCAAAGCACGCAAACUAUACCAGCGCAAUCUUUUCCGUUGAGAAAAAAGUGCCGGCACAAUCAGUUGCGUUGAAAAAAGUAAAUAAUGCGGCGAUGGUGACGCUGUCACAGAAUGAAAUCGAAUUGAAAAGCUUGAAAAGGAAAUCAGGCGAUGCCGUGAGCGCUAAAUUGCCAUCAAAUGAUGCAACCGUUGCAGUUGAAACGACGACAAUUAAAGCAAUUGCAGUACCAAUGAAAAAUGCAACGAUGCACUGUAGUCGGUUCCAAUUUCAAUGCCAUUCAGGCGAUUGCAUAGCAGUUUAUAAUGCAUGUGACGGUAUACCCCAGUGCGACGAUGGAAGUGAUGAAGGUCCAGAGUGUCAAUCGAUAACACGCACACCCGAAGCCACACAGAACAAAGCGUCAGCUGAUGGUCGUGUACAGCUUUUAAGCAACAGCAACGUUCAAAACGAUGCGAAUAUUGGAAUUGGACAUAAUCGUGAAGAUCCUUUGACAGCUCCUCAAUGGCCGAAUUUAAAUCAGCCAGAUUUAACCGCCGUCCAUCAAUACACCGAUGAUACCAGCAAAGCUGUAUUCAAUCGAAAUGGGGGUUUGCAAAUCACUGAUACAGCACAACAAAUAGCCCGAUUACAGCCAGAUAUGCCACGAUUCCCUGGCAUUUCAAAGGAUAAUUACGCUUGGAAUGGUCUUACCGAUCCAAAUAUAGUUCCAAAUUGGCCACAACAACAAAUGCCACAGUUCCCUUUGAAGCCGCUACAAUUCCCACAGAAACCUGCAUACACUCAAUACCAGAAAAGUGUGGGAUUAUCCGAUCAGACGCAACUGAAUAACCAACAGCAAUACAAUGUAAAUUGGCCGAUUUCGGAGUCUAAUCUGCCGAAUGUGCCGAGUGUUAACCAUCCGAAUCACGAUAAUGAAGAGGUAUUGCCUGAAAAAGAAGGGAUUGGUGUGAUAAAAGAUGUCCCCGUUCAUGAUCGAAAGAAAGAUGGCAAAGGUCUGUUAGUACAAAAUAAAGGUGAGUCUAAGUCAACGGAAGAUUCCGAUUAUAAUAACGAAGACGAAGAAGAAACAACGACUGAACCACCGAAAAAGAAAAAGAAACAUCGUAAGGUGAACAAAAUUGGCAAGCAAUCGACCGAAGAACGGGUGGUCACAAAGGAUGCAUCGGCGCAGCAAAUGAAAAUGAUACAUUCAGGCCUACAAGUAGAAUUCAUGGAUCAUGAUGGCGAAGCCGAUCGGCCGGGAGGCGCUGUGGUUUCACUUGCUUUGGGCAUUUUGAUUACAAUUGGCUUAGUCAUGGUUAUCAGUUGCCGAACGACAGCCGUUCGAAAACGCGUCAGACGCGGCAAAGGCUAUGCACAUGAUGCAGACUUUUUAGUGAACGGAAUGUAUUUAUAAAUUAGCAAUUAAGUAGUAACAAAUGUAAAACACAGAGAUUACUAAAACACAUUGUGUAUUCCAAAAA
Messenger RNA from Sitodiplosis mosellana (orange wheat blossom midge), 2240 nucleotides. RefSeq lists its product as uncharacterized. NCBI's taxonomy places the organism in Eukaryota, Metazoa, Arthropoda, Insecta, Diptera, Cecidomyiidae. The record is from RefSeq and is a predicted model, not a curated record. Gene Ontology annotation, molecular function: protein binding. The transcript has 8 exons. Bases 410 to 2173 code for a protein of 587 amino acids.